This is a messenger RNA of Effrenium voratum, 309 nucleotides long. Lineage: Eukaryota; Dinophyceae; Suessiales; Symbiodiniaceae. The record is from the annotation of a GenBank genome assembly.
AUGGAUGUCUUCUUCGGAGGCCUGGUGCCUGCUGAGCGCCAGCUUCGCCAGAUCUCCGGAGGCUAUAUUUGGGGUCAGGUGAUCCUACCUCCCGGAGCACUGCAGGAGCUGUUGCAGAGCAAGGCGCUAGAGGAGAGCAGCGCCUCCCUGCAGGAGGUGAUGGCGGCACCUUCAGGCCUUCGAUGGGCCAAGGCUGGCGGCAGGCUGGAGAGCAUCAACGAUGCGGCCGCGGCACUCUUCGGCGACGCCCAGCAGAAGCACUGGUACAGUCGCUAUCUCGGCUUGGCCGUCGAGAAGCUGAGCGAGUAG